AGAACGGUCGUGCUCGCUUGUGGUGUAGCCUACGGGAGCACACUCGUAUUACAUUGGUCAGAGAAGUAGGAGGGUUUUGUAUUGAAAAACAAGUGAGGGAGUCUAGAGUGGAGUACCAAAACAGAACUCAAUGUUCCUUUUAUUCCUUUCGGGAUAGAUUUACAUUUUCUUGCACAUAAAUUCGUGUGACGUAAUAUCGGAAGACUGCAGUUGUAAUGUGCAACCUGUAAGGUAGAGGCAUUCUGUGUAGCGGACAAGAUGUCUGCACUUGCAAUAAAUGCAUUUGAAACAACGCGCUAAUGUAUUUCCAGUUGAGAUGCAAUUUCGCUUUCGUUGUGUCACAGAUGAUAUGCCAUAUGUCAGGGUGACUCUUUGAUUUCUCGUAGAGUUUCUGUUCUGUUGUUGUACACCGUUUAUAGGCUACGAGCAGCAUGGAGAGCAACUGCGAGAGGAAUGAACAGACCGAUGAUAAAAAUACAGAGGGUUGUUUUGAAAGAACAUGUUUAACUCUAACUGUAGACGAUGUUUACGAAAUAGCCAAACUGAUUGGUUCCGAAGUGGAAAAACUUAUUGACGGUUACGGUAAAGAGAGCGCUCUCGGACUCGUGCCUAAAAUAGUAAAAGUUCUCGAGCUGUUAGAGAGCUAUGCCUCACGAAAUAAUGCCCUCAAAUCAAAAGAAGAGGAAUUAUACAAAGCUUUCGAAACAUUACAGGUACAGCAACAGAAAAAAAGAGUUUUAAAAGAAAACGAAGAUUGCAACAAGAAUGAAAUACGGGAGGUGCGACAGGAGGAGGAGCAGUGGAGGAGGAGGUGUGAGGAGCUGCAGGCCCAGGUGCUCCAGCUACAGGGAGACAACCAGGAGCUGCAGAGCCGUCUGAAGGGCAACCAUGCGCAGGAAGACCGCGUUCAGCGGCAGGAAAGGGAGGUGAUGCUGAAACUGAAGGAGGUGGUGGACAAGCAGAGAGAUGAGCUGAGGGCCAAACAACAGGAGAUCACCAGUGUGUCCAAAGAGGUAGAAGCGCUCCAGGAGCAGUUGGAGCGCUUCAUGAAGAUGAACGGCGAGCUGAGACACAAGCAGACCAUAGUGCAGACACAGGUGAAGAGCGCCGUGGAAAGGAAGGCCGACAUGGAGGCAGACCUGAGGGAGAAACAGAAAGAGAUAGAACGCCUCAGUUCCCAACUGGAGAAGGCCCACUCGCUCAGCGCUGCUGGCACGGGGAGUCCAUCUACGACACAGCUGGACCUGACCGACAAGAUGAUCAUUGACAUGAAGGAUCCAAACAGGCCCUGUUUCACCAAGCAGGAGGUCAGGGAGAUUCUGUCUGAGAGGAAUGAGCUCAAGGCCAACCUCUUCCUGGUCCAGGAAGAACUUGCCUACUACCAGAGGGAGAUUUUAAAUGAUGAAAGGUGCCCGGGCUUCUUGUUGGAUGCAAUGCGGUCUGCCAUUAAGAAGCAGAGAACAGUUAUUAAGGCCAAGAUGCUGGGGGUUCCAGUGGAUGCCUGCAGCAGCGAUGAGGAGGAUAAGGGCCCACUGUUUGAGAGGGGAGAAGCCCGAACAGAGACAGAUGGCGCUGAGGACAAACCUGCCGAGUCUCGCAUCAGAAACCUCUUUGGCUUCCUGACCCGCUCAGGCAGCAGCCACAGCCCCUCCCACCAGAGCGCCACAAGCUCCUCCUGGGAAAUCAUCGUCCCCGAGGAUGCGGAGACAGAGCCCAGACAAUCGCCCUGACCCCCCCCGCCCUCCUCAACAUACCCUUCUUGAUGUACAUUUGUCUUCCUGACCAUUUUACCUUUCCCCUCUAGUAUACCCACAGUGCUACAGUAUUUGUUAGCUGUAACACAUUACCAUGUGUGGUACAUGUUUCUUUUUUCGUUGCAAAACCAACCCAGUAUACAGCAUGAAUUGCGGGUCUAGCAAAAUUGAAUGCCCGGACUAAACACAUAAUGGUGUUCCCACUUUUCUAGUUGUACCCCUAAUGUUUUUGUUUUUUUUCUGUUCCCUUUCUCUUCAAAUGUGUUUGUUUUCUCUGUCUUCCUCGCUUCCUUGGGUUUUCUCUGGAAUGUUUAAAAAAAGUUAUACUCUGCAUACAUUUCUUGCAUUCAUGUCAACUGUGUUGUACAGGAUUGAUAGGGGUCUUCCGACAUAGAAAAGUAUGGUACAUGCCAUAUAAAUCCUUAAAGAAAUGUGGAAGUAUUAUAUUUUAUAAUGGUAUUUAUAGGUGCUUUAACAAUGAUCAUUAACCAAAGUUGAUACCAUGAUGUAUUUUUUUUCCCCACAGAAAUUAUUAUUAACUGUAGGUAUACUUUUCUGCCACAAGAGGGCUUUUAUCAGCUCGAACAGUUAAUAACCAUGCAUUUACCUUAUGAUAAGGUAAUUUCCUUUGAAAUAUCAACGCAAUUGUGUUCAGCAUGACUUGGUUUCAGCAAGACUACUUUCUCACAAACAAUACACAAUCAUCAAAUCAGUUUGUGGUACACACCGCCAGUCUGUUCUUUAUUUGUGAUUAAACUGCAGUCCUUGACCCUGAAUGUAUGACAUAAUAUAUUUUUUAAUCUAUUCCCAAACUUAAUUAAUCUUAUUGUAUUUUUUUAACUUUUCAACAAUCUUUUAAAUAAUUUCUCCCUGCUGGCAAAGAAUGAAUUUGAUGGUAUCUCAGGUGGUUGUCAUGGGUAUAUAUGCAUUUUCUGCUUGUGUGUGUGUUCGUAAGACUAAGACACUAGCCCCUGUAGAUUGGUUACUGCACUUAAAGAGGAAUUAUUUUUCCUCAAGAGGGGGUGGGUGGAAAAAGUUUGUAUAUGUUCUCACUGUCCAACCCCUGAUAUGCAAAACAUGCAGUAAGUACAUACAAAGUAUUUUCAUUUCACAACUGUAUUUUUCGAACCCCUGUGCCCGUCCACCCAUAUGCUAAAGAUACUUGGACUUUGUGUCUAAAUUGUCUGACUUUUUUGACAUUCAAACUUUUGCUUUUGAUGUAGCCUAAGGGCCCCACUCAGAUUUCCUACAACACUUAUUGUACAUUUUAUUUUUGUAAGCAUGCUUUUUUAAACAACAAGAUGUUGUACUAUGAUAACCAAAUAAAGUUUUGAAGCUCCUGA
Hypomesus transpacificus is the source of this 3097-nucleotide messenger RNA. Its product is annotated as Rab interacting lysosomal protein. The record is from RefSeq and is a predicted model, not a curated record. Gene Ontology annotation, biological process: cilium assembly. Gene Ontology annotation, cellular component: cytoplasm; ciliary basal body. Lineage: Eukaryota; Metazoa; Chordata; Actinopteri; Osmeriformes; Osmeridae. Gene Ontology annotation, molecular function: protein dimerization activity. The coding region runs from base 432 to 1730 and encodes 432 amino acids. The transcript has 8 exons.